AUACUUCAUUCAUGCUGUUGCAAAAAUGUCUGAAUGUUCUGAUUGUGCCAAGUCAUGUCUCUCUUCAACCCUCAUACUACUCCCAGUCCCAGGCGCUCCAUUUCUGUGUCAGGUAGCAAUGGUUCCAUCCCCAAAUUCCCCACAGACCCCUUGUUUCCCUCAGGGCUUAUAUUGGUUGUUGGAUGAUCAACUAUAUGAUGGCUCCUGGAGUCUUCCUAAUCGCCAUCCCUUGUUAACUAAAGAUGCUAUAUCUUCUACAUUAGCAUGUGUCCUUGCACUGAGACAAUGGGGUAUUGGUGAGGAACAAAUGGAAAGAGGCCUCCAAUUUAUUGAAUCAAAUUUUGCUUCAGUUAAAGAUAAGAAUCAAUAUACUCCUAUUGGAUUUGAAAUAAUAUUUUCUGCUAUGAUUGAAUAUGCUAAAGAUUUGAAUUUGAACCUCCCUUCGAGAUCAACAGAUAGAGAUGCUCUGCUCCCAAAAAGAGAUUUAGAGCAUCAGCGGAAGAAUGGAUCGCUAUUCAAUUCACCAUCAAUGACGGCAGCUGCUCUUGCUUACCUUCAGAAUGAUGCUUGUCUUUAUUACCUCCAUACAGUCCUACAAAAGUUUGGAAAUGCAGUUCCUACAAUUUAUCCUUUCAAUAUACAUGCUCAUCUUUGUAUGGUGGAGACUGUUGAAAGUUUGGGAAUCAAUUGGCAUUUCAGGGAGGAAAUCAAUAAUGUAUUGGAUGAAAUAUACGGAUGCUGGCAGCAGGGACAGGAAGAUAUAUUUUUAGAUCUGGCCACUUGUGCAAUGGCAUUUCAGAUAGUACGCAAUAACAGAUACAAUGUCUCUUCAGCCCCUACCCUUGCCCUUCAUUGCUGGGGAGGGAUUGCUUAUGCUGCAGAGGGUUCUUUAUUCAACCAAAGUCCAGAUAUAAUGUUGGCUGGCUACUUUUGUAUUGCAGUGGUUGGAUGUGCUCUACCCUAUGAUGCAAGAGGACCAAUUGUCCUCCCAGCACUGUAUUUUGUAGGGCCUAGGCUCUCGGAGGAGGUUGUUAAAAGCACCGAGUAUAAUGAUCUUUUUAAGCUGGUUGGCACUUGUGGCAUCUUCUCAAUGAUAGUCGGAGCUUCAAGAGAAUCCAAGCAAGGCAAAUUGAAUGCUGUGCCUUUACGCAUGAUUCAUGGUCCUGCUGAUGUUACUGAAGAAGACACCAUCAAAGAGAUAAAUAGUUACAUUCAUGACAGGACAAGAGAAUUGCUAAUAUUAGAUUUGCAAGGAAAUGGCAGCAUGGUUCCCAGAGCUUGCAAGGAUUUGUUCUGGAACUUGUGCAAAGUGAUGCAUCUCUUUUACAUGAAGGAUGAUGGCUACAACUUCGCAUGAAAUGAUCAAUGUUGUUAAAGCAGUCCUGCAUGAACCCAUUUCCCUUAAUGAACUUGAACUAAGAAGAACAUAAUUUCCUUUUCUCAGAUGGUGAAAUAGUAAGUGUGCUUUAAUAUAUUUGUCUGUGGAUG
Molecule: messenger RNA, 1488 nt
Organism: Rubroshorea leprosula
Lineage: Eukaryota; Viridiplantae; Streptophyta; Magnoliopsida; Malvales; Dipterocarpaceae
Source: the annotation of a GenBank genome assembly